Molecule: messenger RNA, 984 nt
Organism: Carassius carassius (crucian carp)
Lineage: Eukaryota; Metazoa; Chordata; Actinopteri; Cypriniformes; Cyprinidae
Product: HLA class II histocompatibility antigen, DP alpha 1 chain-like
Exons: 4
Coding region: 27-749 (240 amino acids)
Biological process (GO): peptide antigen assembly with MHC class II protein complex; immune response; positive regulation of T cell activation
Cellular component (GO): MHC class II protein complex; membrane
Molecular function (GO): MHC class II protein complex binding
Source: RefSeq, a predicted model, not a curated record
UGACUGUUCAACUUUAAUCUAUCAAGAUGGAGCUGUACAUAACUAUUCUCACCCUAACCGCUGUUCUCUCAACUAGAGCUCAAUUUGAACAUGAAGCUUUUCUAUAUGCUGCUUGCUCUGAUGUGGAAGAAGAGUUUUACAUUGGAUAUGAUGAAGAGGAACUGGCGCAUGUCAACUUUAAACAAAAGACAGUAGUAGAGACACUACCUGAUGUUUGGGGAUCAAAAAACAUAACAUUUCUCAAAAAUUAUGAAUUCGGUGCUGAUGCAAUAGUAGGAUGCAAACGUGACUUACCAAUGUUUAUUCAAACAUUCAAGAGCCUACCGCUAGAAAUGGAUCUAGAUGCACCCAAGACAUCCAUCUAUGCAAGGGAUGAUGUAGAGCUGGGUAUUCAGAACACUCUCAUCUGUCAUGUGACUGGCUUUUAUCCACCAUCUGUCAACAUCUCAUGGACUAAGAAUAAUGUUAUUGUGACAGAUGGCAUAAGUUUAAGUCAGUACCGUCCAAGGACAGAUGAUACAUUCAACAUCUUCUCCACUCUUAAGUUCACACCUGCUGAAGGAGACAUUUACAGCUGUACUGUGAACCACAAAGCCCUCCAAGGUCAACCGCAGACCAAAAUAUGGGAUGUAGAUGUUGCCCUCCCAAGUGUUGGUCCUGCAGUGUUUUGUGGAGUAGGUUUGACUCUUGGGCUGUUGGGAGUCAUUUUGGGAACGUUCUUCCUCAUUAAAGGACACAACUGUCACUAACUAAUAAAGCCAUGGAAGCAAACUUUGAAAUAUCUGUUAAUAGUUUUUAUAACUGGGCACUUUAAAAACAAUAAUAAAAAUGAGAUAUGUGUCAUUCUACAUGACAAGUGACAAUUGAUGGUAAAGGUAUACCUUUGGAUUAAAUCAACCUUUCAUUGCCUCUCAAAUACUUCAAAGCAUGAUAAACCUUACUAACUGUGUAACACUAAACAUGUAUAUAAGGGAUAGUUCACCC